AUGAGGUCCCCAGCUGCCCUGCCCGUCCUGCUGUUCCUCUUUCUGCACCUCACAGCCGGGGUGUCUGCAGCACAGACUUAUGUGGUCACAUGCCCAGCUGUGAUCUACCACCCCUACACAGCGGUGAUGUGGGUCCAUCUCAGUGGCCUCCAUGAGCCCAUCCAGGUGACCAUCCAGCUGCAGAGAGCAGAUGGGACCCCUAACAUCACCCUGCUGGAGAGGGAGGUCCGGGACCCUCAUCUGUACUUGAACAUCACCUUCCCUGCUCCAGCCCCCGCCAAAGGGACGGAGGAAAUCGUAGACCUGCACGUCUCAAUCCAGGGAGAUUCCCUGGAUGUCUCCAAGAAGAAGAAGGUGAUGCUGAGAGCCCUGGAGCCUGGGAUCUUCAUACAGACGGACAAGGCUGUCUACAAGCCUGGACAGCAAGUGAAGUUUCGAAUUGUCUCUUUGGAUAAAGACUUCACUCCCAGCAGUAAAAAGCUGCCCCUUGUGUUCCUGAAGGAUCCCAGCGGGAACCGCAUCGCGCAGUGGCGGGACGUGAGCCCACAGCAGGGCAUUGUAGACCUGUCCCUUCCGCUGGCUGCAGAGCCGGCCCUGGGCACAUACACCAUUGAGGUGGAGGGGAAGAGACGCUCCUUCAGCGUGGAGGAAUAUGUGCUGCCCAAGUUUGAGAUGACCAUUGAUCUUCCCGCUGUGGUGCUGGAGAAGGACAAGAAAGUCCGGAUGGAGAUUUGUGGACGGUACACCUAUGGGAAGCCAGUCCAGGGGAAGGUCCAGGCCAGCUUGUGCCAGCCCUUCAGGUACAACAGGAUCCUGCACAGACUUAAUAGGGCACCCGAGAAAGAGAUGAACUGCAUCGAGGUUGGCGGGCAGACCGAGAAGAACGGCUGCUUUUCAACAGAGAUUUUGUUGACUGCCUUCAACCUGACCAGCCACAUGUAUCAGAAACAAUUCCAAGUCCAAGCAUCACUGGUGGAGAACGGUACAGGGCUGGAGCUGAAAACCACCAAGAACUGCAUGAUUUUACCUGAAAUGCUCACUGUUACCUUCGAAAACACCAAUGAAUUCUACAAGCCUGGGAUUCGCUACACUGGGACGAUGCUGCUGAAGAGAGCUGACAGCACCAUGCCACCACAGAAGGAGCUCUUGCUCAUCGUUAGCCAGCAAGGAAAAGAUACGAGACAGACCUUCCUGACAGACAGAUCAGGGAGAGCUUCCUUCAAGCUGGAGACCUCUGAUUGGAGUGGCAUGGUCUCCCUGCUUGGUCAAGUCAACGAGGCAGCUCACACCCAGAAUGACAGCUCAACACUCAUCUACCAAAAUGCCGAGAUGUACCUCAGCCCCUUCUUUUCAGCGGGCAGGAGCUUCCUGCGGAUCCGCCAGCUGGAGAGUGAGCUGCCCUGCGGCCAGCCCCAGCAGCUCUGGGUGGAUUACAUCUUCAGCAAGAAGUCCCUGGGGACUCAGCUGCAGAGCCUGGAUGUGGUCUUCCUGGUCCUGGCCAAGGGGACAAUUGUCUCCAUCCUCAAGAAAGAGCUGCGUGCAGAGGCUGGGCUGAGAGGCUCCUUCUCCCUGGAGCUGCCCAUUGGCCCCGAGCUGGCACCCAUGGCCAAGGUGCUGGGCUACGUGGUGCUGCCUGACAGUGAGAUGGUGGCUGACAGCACCGAGCUCAAGGUGGCCAAGUGCUUCCCCAACAAGGUGAAGAUGGCUUUUUCGGAGGACAAGGCUCUGCCUGGCUCAGCGCUGUGGCUGGAGCUGGAGGCUGCCCCAGGGUCCCUGUGUGCCAUCCGUGCCGUGGACCGCAGCGUGCUGCUCUUGAAGCCUGAGGCUGAGAUCAAUGCGGAGGCGAAUGCAGCACUGAAACUUUUCACCAAUGCCCAGACCAACGAUGCUUGCAAAGAGAGGUUCGGCUUGCCUGGGAUGGCGGGUCCCGAAGGUCCCAGAGGUGGUUCUUAUCUCCACGUCGCCUAUUUCCAGGAAGAAGUUGAUGAUAGACAAGUCAGGGGCCACGCUGUCCCAGAAGUAAUGGACCAUGAUAUUACAGUUACCACUGCACUGGAAGAGCCAUCAGCACCCCGGACGUAUUUCCCAGAGACGUGGCUGUGGGACCUGGUCCCCAUGGGGGAGCGGGGCUCUGUGGAGAUGACGGUGACGGUGCCCGACACCAUCACCGAGUGGGAAGCUGGGAUGUUCUGUACAUCCCCGCAGGGCUUGGGGCUGGCCCCUGCCACCACCCUCACAGCCUUCAAGCCCUUCUUCGUGGAGCUGGCGCUGCCCUAUGCCGUGGUCCGCCAUGAAGCCUUCACCCUCGUGGCCACCGUCUUCAACUACUUGCGGCAGUGCCUGCAGGUUCAGGUGUCGCUGGAGGUGUCAACGGAGCUGGAGGUGUCGGCGAGCACAGACGAGGCGUAUGGUGGUUGCAUCUGUGCAGACGAAGCGAGGACAUUCCGAUGGGGCAUGCGAGCCACCAGCCUGGGGGAGGUGAACAUCACCAUCAGCACUGAGGCCCUCAGCUCCAAGGAGUUCUGCGGCAACGAAAUGCCUGUGGUGCCAGCCCAGGGGCGCGUGGACACCGUGAUAAAGCCCUUGCUGGUGCAGCCCGGGGGGAUCCUGGUGGAGAAGGCGCACAAUUCCCUGCUCUGCCAGGAAGACAAUGAAAAAAUCUCCCUGGAAGUCCCUGCAAACAUCUUGGAGGGCUCCCAGCGAGCGCACGUCACCGUGAUGGGCGACAUCAUGGGCAACGCUCUGCAGAACCUGGACCACCUCCUGGCCAUGCCCUACGGCUGCGGGGAGCAGAACAUGGUCCGCUUCGCCCCCAACAUCUACAUCCAGCAGUACCUGGAGAAGACUGGGCAGCUGCAGCCCGACAUCCGUGCCAAGGCGCAGGGCUUCCUGCAGAGCGGGUACCAGCGAGAGCUGCUCUACAAACACGAUGAUGGCUCUUACAGCGCCUUCGGGAAGAGCGAUCCCACGGGCAAUACCUGGCUGACGGCGUUUGUCCUCAAGUCCUUCGGACAAGCCAGAGCCUACGUGGCCAUCGAGGAGCGGCACAUCACGGACGCACUGCGCUGGUUGCAGAAGCAGCAGCAGCAGCAGACAGGCUGCUUCCGCAACGUGGGGAAGCUCUUCAACAACGCCCUGCAGGUGGGUGGGUGGG
Pelecanus crispus (Dalmatian pelican) is the source of this 3154-nucleotide messenger RNA. The record is from RefSeq and is a predicted model, not a curated record. NCBI's taxonomy places the organism in Eukaryota, Metazoa, Chordata, Aves, Pelecaniformes, Pelecanidae.